Molecule: messenger RNA, 2070 nt
Organism: Ruditapes philippinarum (Manila clam)
Lineage: Eukaryota; Metazoa; Mollusca; Bivalvia; Venerida; Veneridae
Exons: 12
Coding region: 311-1486 (391 amino acids)
Source: RefSeq, a predicted model, not a curated record
AAGAUAAUUGAUAAUAAAUUAUCUUAUUCCUCUAUUACAGGACUCGAAUUCAUACCGGAAUUUGCUUGCAGCACGUGCCGGUGCUGACUUUGAUGAAGACCUUGCUGUAACCCGUCAUUCCCGUUUGGUGACGCCGGUACCAGAGGAUUCUUACCGGGAUUUGCUUGCAGCACGUGCCGGUGCUGACUUUGAUGAAGACCUUGCUGUAACCCGUCAUUCCCCUUUGGUGACGCCGGUACCAGAGGACUCAAAUUCAUACCGGGAUUUGCUUGCAGCACGUGCAGGUGCUGACUUUGAUGAAGAUUUUGCUAUGACCCGGCAUUCGCCAUUGGUGACGCCGGUACCAGCAUACCGUACUGAGAACCUAGAUGAGAGCCCGAAAUCUUCAUUGGUGGAUACAAUAUUUAAAAAGGAUUCAAAUUCAUACCGAGAUUUGACUGCAGCUCAUGAUAAAGACACAGAACUGGUUAAUAUAACAGAUGUGACGCCAUAUAGAAGGCGAGGCUUUCCAGCUCGUCUCUCUUUUCUCGUAAAUAGAGGUGAACAGAACAUCAGCUUAAACCUUACUAGGAACAGACAGUCCCCGAAAAUAAAACGAUUAUAUGGAAAGAACAUAAAAGUAUACCGAGAUUCACUCCAUGGAGGGGAGUACUUAGUUAAUUUGACUCGGAGUAAUAAUGGACGCUAUCUAAGGACACUGAAUGGACUUUUCAAUACUAGUGGAGAAAAUGUUCUCUUAAGACCUCUUCCAUUGAAUGCUUCGGUCGUCAAACGAAAAAUGAGACUGUUUCGAAAGAAAGUUUCUGUACCAUAUAUCUUGAAGAGAGUAAAUAAAAAAGAAACAAAGAAAGGCAUUGUUAAAGGUAAACAUGCACGAAGAAUCAACAUACUAAAGAUGUUGGAACGGGCAGGCAAUACGAAUUUUCCCCUGCCUACGAUUAACCUUCCCACAGUCAACUUGCCAACUUCUCAAAAACCAGAGGAAACGACUUCGGUAUCGCCGACGACAACUGAGGUAUAUCCUACUGACUCUCCAGAUCAGUGUACAGAUCAUUAUAGGCAAUGUCCAACAUGGCUCGAACAACAUUAUUACAAUGAUUAUAAGAAAUUCUGUGACCGAGAUGGCUACGAUUCGUGGUGUUGUGAAACAUGUCUUGAGUGGGAGUCCGGGUCAGGGUCAGGUGGAUGUCCAGAUACAGGAUACAGUGAUUCCAUGUGUGAAGAUCUUCUCAGAUGGGGUGUAAAUAACGAUAAAGAAUUAUUGUGCGAUCUCUUUAGUACAGAAUGCUGUCGCACAUGUACUGAUGAAGACAAUGAUGACAAUGAUAAACAGGAACCAGGCAACUGUGUAGAUAAAGGGUAUGGAAGCUCCACAUGUGCCGAUCUCCUAGAUUAUGGUACAGAUGGUGAUUUGGAUGAACUGUGCAGAUAUUUUUCAGAAGAAUGUUGUAACACAUGCUCUGGAAACCCAAGAAGAAAUCUUUGAGUAACAAGUUCACAAGAAAAGUUCAUGACAUCUUGACUGAGUGGUGUAUUCGGGAUAUACCCUGACUGUUGCUAGAACACCAAGAACCUUAUGAAAGAUGUUUAAUAUUGCAUUAGGCCUAUUUGAAGAAAUUCUAUUCUUUAAAUUAAAACUGGUGUUAAUAUCAUUUAAGAUGAUCGUUUAAUUAUAAUUUGAACAGUCCUUCGCAUUUGUGCCUUAGAUUUUUGUCUUUGUUAACCUUAAUUUCUCAAAAAUUAUUAAAGAUAUUCACUUUAAACUUACUUGUUUACUGAAAAAUUGGAAUGUAUAUUUAAAGGGAAGAUAGUUCUGAUGAGCAUUUUGCUUAAUGCCCUUUAACUCAAAAACCAUCACAGAUAUAUUCAAUUUAAACUUGAAUUACUUUUUGAACAUCAAUAUGGGGGGAUAUUCCGAGGUAACUUGGCUUUUAUCAUACUAUCGAGGACUAGAAAAGUGGAGCGUUCUGUUCCUCGGGCAGCUCUUGAUUUAAUUAUUAUUUUGUAUUGUUUCGCUUUACUUUAUGUUGAAAAACAGCAUUUAUUGUAUCAAUAAAAUAUCAAAACUUA